Fusarium venenatum is the source of this 1488-nucleotide messenger RNA. RefSeq lists its product as uncharacterized. Gene Ontology annotation, biological process: carnitine biosynthetic process. Gene Ontology annotation, cellular component: mitochondrion. Gene Ontology annotation, molecular function: oxidoreductase activity. The record is from RefSeq and is a predicted model, not a curated record. Lineage: Eukaryota; Fungi; Ascomycota; Sordariomycetes; Hypocreales; Nectriaceae.
AUGUUCUCUCGCCGACUGGUAACCCAGAGCUGUAAAGCGAUCCCCCGUGGAUUCUCAUUAACUCGAGUACGUGCUCAAAGAGCUAGUAGCUACAGAAAGUUGGCCAGCCCGCCUCCCGUCUUCGAAGCUCGAGACUCUUUUGAAGCCAAAAAUGGAUCUCUCACCAUUUCCAGCGCCGACCGCUCUAUCUACGUGGUAGAGAAAAAGAAGAAGGGCGGCUGGACAAGUUUAGACGCCAUCCUCCUCCGCGACAGUUGUACUUGUGCAGCAUGCGUUGACACAGCCUCGGGUCAAAAGACCUUUGCCACAACAUCUAUACCAUCGGAUAUUGCCAUUGACAAGAUUCGCUCGACGGAAGAAGGUAUCAGCAUCUCAUUCAAGAAUGACAUGUACCCAGACCACGAGAUGGUACUGCCCUGGCUAUCAGUCGAUAAAGCAAUGGGUUACAAAAGGGUAGAGAAGAUGCCUGCUCCAAGGCAUGAACUUGUGUAUCCCAAGACAGGCCGGACGUUUUGGGACAAGGCCAUUAUCCAGGAACGUGUUCGCAAAAUUGACUAUCACGAAUUCAUGAAAGGCUCCGACGUGUUUUGGCACACCAUUCUAGACCUCUCCAAUCUUGGCCUCGUGUUCCUCAAAAACGUACCGAAAGACGAGAAUUCCAUCGUUGAAAUCACCACGCGCAUCGCCAACAUCAAGGAGACCUUCUACGGCCGCACGUUUGACGUUCGCGCCAAGCCAGACGCUGAAAACGUAGCCUACACAAGUGGCUACUUGGGCCUUCACCAGGAUCUGCUGUACCUUGAGAGCCCGCCUGCUAUCCAACUGCUUCAUUGUAUGGAGAAUUCGUGUGAAGGCGGCGAAUCACUUUUCAGUGAUGGUCUCUUCGCGGGCAAACUCCUUUACCUACAAUCUUCCCCCACCAUCAGGAAUCUCGCACGCGUGAUGAUUCCGUAUCACUACGAGAAACACGGAUACUUUUACCGACAGAGGCGACCGAUUUUUGAUCUCGGCCCAAAUGAAAACCUUGCUGGUGUAUACUGGAGCCCGCCUUUCCAGAACCAAUACCAGAACGUCUCUGUCGAUAUGCGACUGUGGCUGGAGCCAGCGAAGCUGUUCGAUCGACUGAUCAAUGACCCUGAUGCCAUGUACGAGAUGAAGAUGGAACCCGGAGAGUGUGUACUUUUCGAUAACACACGGAUUAUGCAUGGGCGCAACCAGUUCGAUGCCGGUGGUGGAUCAAGAUGGUUGAGGGGAGCGUACAUUUCGAGAGAGGACUUUGUGAGCCGCGCGCUGCAUGUGCCUGAGGAACUGGCGAUGAAGUAUCGAGCCGGUAAGGAGUGGACCCGAUAUAAUGAAGAUGCGGAAGUGAGGGCGUCAGAGCGAUUUGGCAAGGUCUUGGAACAGGUUGAUGAAAUGGUUGAAGGACUGAAGAAAGACAAGAGUAUCGAUAGAAUGGGUCCCCGAGAAUUUGAGAUGUUGAGAAACUAA